AUGGGAAAGGAAGAAGAAGGAAAGACAGUCUCCCCCGGGCCAGACGAGGGAUUUUAUAACCUUCCGCGGGGAGUCUUCUGUCCGGCGGAUGCUCCCAUCCUGGCGGAGGCAAAUGUGAUGGCAAGGAUUGCGAAGGCCUCGAAGGAGCCAUUGGACCACUCGGGGCAGAUUGACUCGCACCCCCUCCCUCUGUACCUCCAAUCCCCGAGCUCCGUCUGCACGUAUGUCUCCGUAUCUGCCCGCCGAUUUGCCUCUUGGACCGCCUUGACCCCGCUCAGAGUGGGAAAAAAAGACUCAAUGUGUCUGGGCGAGGACGCCAGCCUUCCUUCAGGGUUUCCGCCGUCCCGUGGCGGCUUGGUACGAAACAGGUCUCGAUCUACGCCCCUCUUCCUGGUCUAA
Molecule: messenger RNA, 399 nt
Organism: Penicillium mononematosum
Lineage: Eukaryota; Fungi; Ascomycota; Eurotiomycetes; Eurotiales; Aspergillaceae
Exons: 1
Coding region: 1-399 (132 amino acids)
Source: RefSeq, a predicted model, not a curated record